Anguilla rostrata (American eel) is the source of this 3505-nucleotide messenger RNA. It is a transcript of the gene fam120b, whose product is annotated as family with sequence similarity 120 member B. The record is from RefSeq and is a predicted model, not a curated record. Gene Ontology annotation, molecular function: nuclease activity. Bases 687 to 2786 code for a protein of 699 amino acids. The transcript has 10 exons. NCBI's taxonomy places the organism in Eukaryota, Metazoa, Chordata, Actinopteri, Anguilliformes, Anguillidae. Gene Ontology annotation, cellular component: nucleus.
CAGGUCGGGUUUACCGGAAACGGAUACUGUGUAAAUGCGUCAGCCAACGAGGAAGCGGCUAUUGCUUACUUCCAGGCGUUUCAAAUUUUUUCUUGUUUCCUUUCAGAAAGGUUUCUUAGUUUCUUUUCUGAUGUAGUUAAACCGCUGUUACGGCGUUGUUUUGCUCAGUUAUGUAACGUAGCUUGUUGGCUCAUUGCAUGCAAAUAUGAAGUGUCUCCUACACCAGCCUGCUUGCGCUGCUAGCUAAAUUCCUGCAUCUAGGUAGCUUGUUUGUUUACGUAUGCUAGAUCACACUCUAAAACGUGGUCUGUUGCAUUCCUACAAAAUGUGCAGAUAACCUACAGAAGUACUGCUGUUUUUCACUGAACAUAAAACAACAAACAAGAACUUCGUACUGAAUUAGACAAACUACUCGUGUUCCACACGUAGAGUAAUGUGCUGUCAACAUAGACUGUUGUUUGUUAGCCAGCUAUCUCCAGUGACAAUGUGUUAUAUGCAUCAGUUCUAAUAUUUUGAGUAUUUGUGAAGGAAGGGGUACUGUUGUAAAGAUUUAAAAAAUUUUUAAAUUGCUCGACAUAGAAUAGGUGCAAUCUAGUGUGUGGGGUGUUCAGCGCUGUCGUUGUUAUCUGCACAUUUGCUGUGUAUUGGUAUUCCUCGCUGGCGUGAGUGUGUUUGCUGACUCUGAGAUGGGGGUGAAGGGGCUGCAGGGGUUUGUGGAGAAUGCCGUACCUGGAGCCUGUGUACAGGUGGACCUGAGGGAAAUGGCAGAGCAGCACAGGCGGGCGAAGCCGGGACAUGUCCCCACGCUGGCCGUGGAUGGGAUGGCCUGCCUGAGGCUCUGGUAUAGUUGCCAGGCCUGGGUGCACGGAGGCCAGUGGAGGGAGUAUCUGCACCUCCUGGAGGAGUUUGUGGCCUCCUUUACCGCUGCGGGAAUCCGUUUGGUGUUUUUCUUUGACGGCGUGGUGGACGAUGACAAGCGGAAGGAGUGGGUGAGGCGGAGGCUGAGGGUGAACAAGGACGUGGCCCGAGUUUUUCAGCACAUCAAGCUCCACGGACAGCAGCCUGGCAGGGACCUGCUCUGUCUCCCCUCAGGCCUGGCCACCUUCUCCACGUUCGCCCUCAAGUCACUGGGGCAGGAGACCUGGAGCACCACGCGCGAGGCUGACUAUGAGAUCGCCAGCUAUGCCCUGCAGAAUGACUGCAUGGGGAUCCUGAGCCAGGACUCGGACUUCCUGAUCUUCGACACUGCGCCGUACUUGUCCGUCUCCCGGCUGCGGCUGGACAGGCUGUGCACGAUGCAGCUGUGCCGCGACACAUUGUGUCGCACUCUUGGGCUGCACCCCGGCGACCUCCCACUGCUGGCCUGCGUUCUGGGGAACGACACCGUCCCUGAGCAGCGUCUGCAGUGUCUGCGCAGUAAAUGCAUGGCUGAGUACCGCAGCAGGCUCUCUCAAACCCCAAACCAUGGCAAGGUGUUUGCUGUAGCCGAGUUUAUCAGCAGUAACCGCCCCUCCAGUGGCGAUGCCGAAGGUAUUGUCCGACUGCCACUGUCGGACAUCGACCGGGUCCUGCUUGAGGAAGGAGUGCGGAAGUAUCUACUUCCAGGUCAAAGGUCACCUUGGGUGAACUCUGACAGUCCUUCCCCUCCCCUCGUAUGUGAGAUGGAGAGGUUUUCCAGUGCUGAUAUCAUGCAGGCAGCAAAAGAAAAGCACAUUAGAGCAGAGUGCUUCAUAGUCUACAAUGUCCUGUACGACGGUGUGGUUGAGUGCAGUAACACGCUGGAGGAUGAGGAGGAAACGGAUCUUCCCCCCCAGGCUCUGCUGUAUCGGCCUGCCAGAGAGCGGCUGUACGGCCUUCUGCUGCCCACACCUGCAGGCUCCAGUCCAGCUCCUGCAGUAAAGGAGUGGUUUGUCUUUCCUGGAAACCAACUUAAGGAGCCAGACUUAGUGUCACCUGUUCCGCUGGGCCAACCAGGAGGAAACCCAGAUUUGAGCGUCCUGUGGUUUGGAGAAGGUGCGACCGUGACGUCGCUCCGUGUGACCGCAUUCCUCGCCAUCUUCAGCCUGCAGGACUUCGCAGAGGACCUGCAGCAGCUGGAUACGCCCCUUAUGGCCGUGGGCCUCCUCCUCAUUUACAUCUCACUGCAGGAUAGUCACCUUUCCUUGGAAGAUGUGGAUGCGUAUCUCAGCCAAGCCGUCUGUAUGAGGGGCAAGUCAUACACUGAGCUCCUUUCUACCAGGGUGUCGGUUGUGGACUCGAGGGCUGUUCAGCUGGGCUCGCUCUUUGUUCGGGGGCUGGCGGUCCUCAUUGCAGCCAACAGUGCCUGCGGCUUCCCUUUCCUCUCAGAUCACCUAAUGCCCUGGAACACCUUCGACGGGUUUCUCUUCCACUCAAAGUACCUGCAGGCCCACCGUGGGAGUACUGAUGGAGAGCUACUGGAGGGCAAUGAUUCCUGGGUCUCACAGUUCCGGCAGCUGAGAGAGCUGGUGCUUAGCGUCUGCAGGAGGAGAGGAAAAGCUAUCCUCAGCGCACCACGGAGAGUGGCUGCAGCCUCUUGGAAACCGAUGGGUAGAGAAGACAAUCCAACAGAGAAAAGACCCCAGCACUUCAAAUAUGCAGAGCAGCCCUGUCCCCCACCCCAAAACUACAGGGUCCAGAGCAGAGGCCCCAGGCCUGACAUGCAAGAAUGUGGUUAUGGACCCAGAUCAAGGCGUCCAGGCAGGCAGCGAUACCGGCUUGCCCCACGGUGGCCCCAGCACCCAAACUCCAGGCCCUACUUCCCCUGAUCCCCAGCGACCCCUCCAGCGGCUCAGAGACCCAGGCCUGAAGAGAAGACCACUGCAGUUCUGCUGCAGGAAGCCGCUCCUGCUGAGGCAGCCCCUUAUGGAAACAGACAGGCAGAUGUGCUGUAGGACAGGACAGAUCAUCCGUGGGCUGGUUUUGAAUCAGCUGGAGCUGUUUGCUGUUGCAGCAGUGUGGACUCUUUGCCUCACCGUCUCACAGCAUGUUAGUUAAUCUUAGUGCCGCAGUGAAACCUGGAAGUCUUUUAAAGUUCAGUCCAGCCUGUGGAUGUGAGCUAGACUCUCUGGGCUCCCCACAGACAGAGGGAAGGAAGUAUUCCUAUAUCAAUAAUAUUUUCAGAAUUAUUAUUUGUAAUAGCUUUAGUAGUGAUUAUAAUAUAAUAAUACAGUAGAGUAGGGGCUAGACAGAUGGGUCUGAUGGAGCAGAAGACUGAGAGUUUAGAGGAAAUACAGCAGGUGAUGGAACACUGCAAAGGGCAGAUUGUGUCCACUCAGAUUAGCAUCUCAAAUCCCUGAGAAGGUCCUUAAAUGCCGAAAUGCAGAGAUACCCCUCCUUUUGUUGAAUGUUUUUUUUGGGGGGCUCAUGUUACUGUAAAUCUGUAAAGCGCGCUGCAUGCGACAGCCCCUCAAAUCUGAGAGAGAGAAAUCUCAGAGGAAGGAAGCUUGUUUUGGUCAAAGGAAGAUAUUAAAACGCUGGACAGGUU